AACUGGUGGAAAAGGUAACCCAUCGUACCUAGCAGAACUUCAAGGUUCUAAGAAAGUUGAAGAGACAAUGGUUGAGGCUCCAAUCAAUGUGGUCAGUUCUGGAGUCAGUAGUCAAAGUGGAAAUUCCUCAUAUCUGAAGGAGCUACAAAACACAGACAAGAAGGAUGAACUUGAACCACCAAUCAAAGUGCAGAAAACAGAGACGGUAGAAUCAGUCAUAGAACCUCCAAUAGGUGUCACUCCUGCACCAUCCACUGGGGGAGGAGGCAACCCAAUAUAUGCGUCUAAGCUCCAGGCAGAACCUAAAGCGAACAAAGUUGUAGAGGAAUCAGUGGUAUCAGCCAUAGAAGAACCUGCUAUGAGUGUGACUUCCACCUCUACUGGGGGUGGCGGUGGGAACCCUUUGUAUGCUGCAGAGCUACAGAAAUCUGAUAAAGAAAUGAGAGAGAGUUUGAGAGCUGUGGUGGAGAAUAUCAUAAUGGCUGAGGAACAGGUCGCAGAUAAGCCAGCUGAAUCUAGUCAAAAAACAGACGCCAAGAAAGAUGAUUCCAAGAAAGACGAUUCCAAAAGUAAGAAGGCCGAGACAACAAAGUCAGACAAGACAGAUGGUGACAAGAAACAGGAUGACAAAAAGAAAGAUGACAAGAAAAAGGAUGACAAAAAAGCUGCAAUAGAUUUCCUGAAGGGUGUACCUCCACCAUUGUUUGGAGACGACUCAGAUGAUGAUAGUCCUCUAUUUGGCACACCUGCCAAAUCCUCAACUGAGAAGUCGGAGAAGAAACCUGAAAAAUCCUCUGCUGCCAACAGUUCAAAGAAACCAAAUGAUAAGAAGUCCGAAAAGAAGAAUGAGGAUGAUGACCUGAAACCACAACCCCCUCCCCCAUUGUUCGGAGAUGAUGAUGACGACGAUGAUUUGGAUUGGUUAAGUUAAAUGUGACACUGAUUCUGAUUGGCUGGGCUAAUUGUGAUGCUCAGCUCUGAUUCGUCAGGGAUAUCAACAUGACAACUGAUUGGCUGAGUUAAUUUUGAUGCUUAAUUCUGAUUGGCUGAGCUGAUUUUGAUGCUAGUUUUGAUAAAGUAUAUCCAAGGGUCAAGGAAACAGUAUAGCAACUAUCUCAGACCCUACCUGCUGAUGACGUAUCCUGGAACAAAUACAUUAAAAGAUGCCAAAUAGGCUACUCUAUUUGGUGAUACUACAAAGUGAACAAAAAUAAUAUAUAUUGACAAUUGUCAUAAAUAAGGAUAUAAUCUAAUUGGAUGUAACUGGUACAUAUCACUGGAGACUAAUAAACAAAUAUUACAUAAAUCUGUAUAUUCAAUGUUUUUGAAAUAUCGAUGCUAUAUAAUUUUGCUCAUUGCAAUUGGUGCCCAUAUAUGGUAUACUUAAUACAAGAUAAUGUGAUCAUUCAUUCCAUCAAAUAUUUUUUGUAUGCCCGUUGUAUGUGUUCAUAUUUUGCAUAGUACAACGUCUUUUGCUCAUAACUGCUUCCAACCCAUCAUGAAUAUAUUUUAUGAUGAGUUAAACGUGUUUUGUUAAUUCUUGCUUCUGCUCAAGCAGUAUUUCAUGACUAAAAAUCUGACAUGGACGCAUUUCAAAAAACUGAUACACAGGAACAAGGUAGUCUAUUAAAAAAAAUGUCACUUACUACCAAUUGAUUUUUAUGUCACCACCAAAAAUGGUGACAUGUUGUUAUAGUCUCCACCUUUUUGUGGAUGGCAGUUAGGGUUUGGUGGUUGGUGUUUGGUAUUUGUAACAAAUGUCAGGUGGUUACAUUUUGCACGUUAAUGCCUCAUUUUCAUUUUAAUCCAAUUUGUAGAAAUUGUGAAGAGUUAGCAUAUUUUUGUUAGCAGGCUCUAUUUUUGUUGUAAAUAGUGUAUAUUUAGUCUGUAUAUUAUGUCAAUGUAUACUGUAUAAUAACAUAUUACUACCGCAUCAUAAAUGCUUCAUAAAUGUGAUUUAGUCAAAUAUGCAAUCAUGAUCAAUGUAUUAUUUUUGUAUUCAGCAUAAAUGGAAAUGGGAUAAUUAAAUAACAGCUAUUUAUAUAUAAAUUGUAAGCAAAAACAACAUUAAUGCAAUAUUAUGUAACACAUUAAGUGUUGAAAUAAAAU
Owenia fusiformis is the source of this 2109-nucleotide messenger RNA. The record is from the annotation of a GenBank genome assembly. NCBI's taxonomy places the organism in Eukaryota, Metazoa, Annelida, Polychaeta, Sabellida, Oweniidae.